CUCGGCAGCAAUAGUAACAGUAAACGCCGCCGUUUUUUGGAAUGCGCUAAAAAACACUCUCAAAAUUUGCGCAGCAGCAGAGGCAGUGGCUUGUGACGUCAAAAGGAGUCGCGUCGUCGUCCCCGUAUUGUGACAGAGAGAGACGGAGAGAGAGAGAGAGUAUUAGUGUUAACAGUUAUUCCUUUGGACCUCCCUCUCUCUGUGUGUGCCGCUGCCGUUGCCGCCGCGAAAAUGGAACAGCCGAGCAUACUCGUCAAAAUCCUUCACUCGGUGCCGCACGUGAAUUACACGUUUCGCCGGGUGAACGACACCUUCAAUCCGGACAGCGAUAUAUAUCUCGAGAGUUUGGGCAUCCUUGCCUCGAUACCCGCCGGCCUGCUCAUCGUCUCAUUGGUGGGACUGCUGCUGUAUUUACUCACCCGCUGCUGUGAUCGACGCCAACGGAAGCCGAGCGCCCAGCGAUGCCAGAGCUGCACUUUGCUGAUCAUCACCCUGAUGACAUGUGCAGCGAUUGGAUUAGGUUUAUAUGGCAACGAUGACUUUCACAAUGGACUGCUGCAGGCAUUUAGCUCUGGAAAGAAUGUUGAGGGUCUCGUUCUCACCCUGAAACGACAGACUGAAAGCAUUAAGCAUGACCUGGAGUCCAAGAUGGCCGGCCACAAGGUGGAGCAAAUGGUGGAGAAGCCCCAAUACAAUCAGACGGUGGUGAUGCUGCUCAUUGAGACGUCGCGCCUGGUGCGAGAGAACACAUCACGAGCGGUCGCCUCCCUGGACAGCAUGGUGCACUAUUUCAUGAAGGCCAAGGGCGGCGAGAAUGACACCUCAUUGAUGGGGCUGCUGCACAUGGGAGAACUCUACGAAUCGAUACGAUGGCCCGCCACCUUGGCCUUCCUCACUGUCCUGCUGCUGCUGUGCACGGUGCUGGUAAUUGGAGUGGCACGCAGGUCGCGUUGCACCUUGAUAUUCUUUAGUGUUUCGGGCCUGUUCUGCAUCAUCAUCUGUUGGCUGCUGGCUGGCAUCUACUUGGCCUCCAGUGUGGCUGCUGGUGACUUUUGUAUGCGACCCCAUGACUACAUGUGUCGACAGGUUGGCAUGCGGAGUCCUUAUGUGGAUUUCCUGAAUUGUGGCACGCCCAGAAAUCGUUUUAUUUUGCGCCUGAACGAGAGCAGGGAUCUGGUGGAUCGGGCCAGAGAGAGUGUGGAAACCAUGCAGCGAAUGAGCCAAGAGACCUAUCCCCGCAUCGAUGUCCAGCGCACCUUGACGGCCAUGGACAAUGAUCUGGAGGAGACGCGUCGCAAUCUGACGACCCUUUCGGCCACUCUCGAUCGCAGGGCCAUCGAUCGGCAUUAUGCGGAGGCGCUGCGCGGGCUCUGCGGCGGUGGAUUGCUGGGCCUGAGCCUCAUGAUGGUGGCGGGGCUGCUCACCUCCUUCCUGCUGACGAUACUCGUGUAUGCGGACUCGCAUGCCUGGAUCUACUUGAGCAAGCGACCCACGCUGGAUGCAGACAAAUCGGAGACGGCUCCCUUGUUCCCGGCCUCAAAUGCGCCCAGUGCCAGCAUCUCGCCAACAGCACCGCUGGGCACGGGGACUAUCAAUCGCACGCUGCUGCAUCAUCAGCAGACGCAGGGCGGUGGUGCAGGAGGCGGCGGCGGUGUGUCCAGCGGUGGUACACUGCCAGGAUCCGGUGGAGGAGGCGGCGGUGGCGCAGGCGGAAUGAACGGCAACAAUGGCGUUGGACCGUACAGGAAUGGAACGGCGGGACUGAGACAAGGGUUGGCAUCACCAUCAUCACAAUCUCAAUCAAGCCACAACAGCUCAUCCACGGCCAUUUAUGGCCACCACCACCAUCACCACAACAACAGCAACCAGAACCAGAACCACUACAACAACAACCUCCACAACAAUCACUACAGCAACCACUACAGCAACAACUACAACACACAACAACAACAACUGCAACAACAACAACAGCAACAGCAUAAUAGAACUAACCAGACGACAGCGGCGGCGAUGGCCACGAUGGUAGCUCCAAUGACAAUGGCCGGCCACCACCACACACGCACCUCGGUGUCGGGGGCCGCCAGAGGAGGGGGUCGUGGAUCGCCGUCGCCGUCGCCGCCGCCCGGCUAUGAUAUGGUGCAUGGCACAAGGUCCGGCCAUCACACAUUGGGACGUCUGCCGUCGCACCAUCAGCAGAGCGCCUCGUAUAUGCAGGGACCGAACAAUGGAAAGUACGCGACGCUCAGCAAGCAGUGUAAGACGCUCGAAUCGAACGACUUUUACUGAGAUUCGCUUGCCUGCAGCACCUAUGCAGGCAAUAGCAACAACACAGCCCAGCAGCAACAGCAGCAGCAGCUCCAACUGCAGCUCCAGCUGCAGCAAGCGCCGCCGCAGCCACCACUCCAGCAGCAGCAGCAGCAUUCCCAUCAGCAGCAGCAGCUGCAGCACAGCAGCAACAUCAUCAAUCAGCAACAUCAACAUCAACAUCAGAACAGCAGCAGCACCUUGAAGAACAUAUUCGCUUCGGCGACCCUGCCCCGUUCCACGGGCAGCUCCAUCCGAUCCGUGCUCUCCGCACAGACGGCCAAUGCCAUGUGCAGGUCCACAGGCAACGGCCUGGAUGUCGGCAACGAGGGGGGGCUGGCCGACGACCGGGAUCCCCGCGAUGUCACAAACAACAGCUUUAAUCGCUUCGAUCCCAAAUACAUCAGCAUCGGACCCAAGGCGGUGCGUGGCAACAAUAAUCUGAAUAUUGUGGCUGCGGCGACGGCCAACAAGUGUGCCACAUUGCGGCAUGUGGGCCGAUAUGGUGGCUCCCUCAAGGGUGUCUCCUCCUCGAUGCCCAUGGGUGCCUCACCGUCGCCGAAUCUGCGCAGCGCCAAGACGCCAUCGAUAGCCACAGUUUCGAAGGAUUACUGCCAGCAGCCGGACUGCAUACCGCAGGUGUGUGGCUCCACGGAGUUCCUUGUCCAACAGCAGCAGCAGCAACAGUUGCAGCAGCAGCAGCAGCAGCAACAGCUGCAGCAACAGCAGAAGCUGCAAUUGCAGAUCCAGUUGCAGAUACAACAACAGCAGCAGCAGCAGCAGCAGCAACAGCAGCAGCAGCAGCAACAACAACAGAUGGUGCCACCACCAGCACCACCUCCGCAACAGCCACAGCCGCCGCCACAGAUGCAGAUUCAACCCGCACCACCGCCGCCGCCACCAAAGCCAAAGAAUACCUUCACAGAGAUACCCGGCACCACGGGCGUUGGGAGCUCCUACGCCAAGGAGCAGCUGCAGCAACAGCAGCUCCUGGCCCUCCAGCAACAGCAACAGCAGCAGCUUCUGGCCCUUCAGCAGCAGCAGCAACAGCAGCAGCAGCAACAGCAGCAGAUUCAUCCACCGACGACCCACAUACUGCCGCCCUCGGCCGUCUACAGCAUCGAGAGCAGCGAGGUGCCGACGGCUGCGCCGCGGGUGGUGCAGCGCAGCCUCAAUCCGGCCUCGAUCGUGAACCAGCCGCUGCCGGAGAUACCCUCGCAGUCGCCCACACAGUCGAAGAUAUCCGCCCAGCCGCUGUGCGCCGCCAGUCUGGGACAGUAUCGGUCGCUGCAGCGGCCCCAGAGCCACAAGAUCUCAGCCGCUGCCUCCCAGCCACAACAGCAACAGCAGCAGCAGCAACCGCCCUCCCUGCCGCCCAAGAACAGGCACAAGACAUCAAGGGGCGGAGGUGGUGGCGGUGGCGACUCUAGCAAUGCCAACCACAUGCAGACCCUGCCACCAAAGUCCGCCAGCCUGCGGCAACAGCAGCAGCAGCAGACAGGCGGCUAUGAGAGGGAGCGGGAGAGGGAUCGCGACCGCGAUAGAGAGCGUGAACGUGAACGGGAACGGGAGAGAGAUCGUGAGCGUGACAGGGAGCGGCCGCGUCGUGCAGAGACGCUAGACAAUGCCCGUAGCUACGUGGAGCAGCAGCAAUACGGUGGCCAGGUGCUCGUCGGAAUGAAGAAGCAGCACUCGUACGACAGCAGCAGUACGUAUCAUCACCACCAGCAGCAGCUGCAACAGCAGGCCCAGCAGCAGGCGGCCUUCUACCAGCGCCAGCACAACAACAACUAUCAGGGCGGAGCCGGUGUGAGCUCCUCCAAGCAGCAGCAACAGCAGCAGCAGCAGCUGCUCAUCGAACAGCAACAGGCGCUCUUCUAUCGCUCUCUGAAACGUGGCGAACGAGGAGCAGGCGGAGGAGGAGCCGGCGGUGGUGGCGGCGGCACUGGACCCGCCACCCAUGGGACACACUCCAGCCAUGCCCAUGCGCACGCCCAUGCCAGCCAUGCCGCCCAUGCCAGCAGCGACCUCUACUCGGUGACGGAAUUGUAGGAGUGCGCCUGCUGCGGCGGCGGCGUUGAUGUUGUGCGACGGGGCACAUCAUCAACGUCGCUGCACGCAGCGGCGGCGGUAGCCAGCACUCACACCCAGACGCAGCAGUCGGCGCAGGCGCCCAUUCCCCUGCCCCCCAAGAAGCAUCGCUCAAGCCACGCCCAACAGCAGCAGCAGCCGCCCCCCCAAUCCGCCUGCAAUGCCAAUCUGUGCGAGGAGCACGAGUACGACGAGUACUUCCCGCAGCCAUACGACCAGCAGGCGCCUCCAGCCCCCGUCCCAGCAGCCGUCACCACCACCUCCUCCUCGUCGAAGCACGCCAAGCAGCAGCAGCAGCAACAACAACAGCAGCAGCAGCGGGCGGCCACCUUCGACGUGGCCGAUGCCCGGGACUACGAGCUGAAGCGUCUGGGCAACCGGCGUUCCCAGCAGCAGGCGGCACCCAGUAAGCGCAACGGUGGAGCAGGCCUUGCCGCUGCAGCAGUGGCAGCGGCGGCUGCCGCAGCGGAGCACCAUCACAGCCAUCGCAGCCAUGAUAGGGAGCGAUCGCGCAGCGAUCAUCGUAUAGCCAGCUAUGCCUGCGAGGAGGCGGCGGCAGCAGCGGCGGCAGCCCUGUGCAGUGCUGGUUCCAUGAGUGUGCUCCCCGCCAAUGGUUCCCAGCAGCAGCAGCCAUCAUCCCAUCGUGGCCACCAGCAGCAGCAGCAGCAGCAACAACAACAACAGCAGCAACAACAACAACAACAGCAGCAGCAGCGGCGGGAGAAAACCUUUAAAGUAUGAUUUUUAGAGACGUCAUAAAAAUUGUCCACUCCGCGCCCGCCAGACGGUGGCAGGGGCGGCUCCAGGCGACGAACGCGUUGAGGCGGAGGGGCGGUCCAGGAAGCGUUGCGGAUUCUUUCGAUUAGAGAACCCCCACACAGGAGGAGCGACGCCUGAAAUUCAGUGGAAAAAGUGGAAAAAUUAUUCCGAUUCUGCUGCUCCCAAUAGCCAUUCCAAAGCAAAAAAUUUGUUUAACUUAAGUCUGUCUCUGUCUAACACCCCCCACCCACGCACCCUGUCAUUCCCACUACCACUACCA
Drosophila obscura is the source of this 5434-nucleotide messenger RNA. Its product is annotated as AF4/FMR2 family member lilli. Gene Ontology annotation, molecular function: intracellularly calcium-gated chloride channel activity; volume-sensitive chloride channel activity. Gene Ontology annotation, cellular component: plasma membrane. The transcript is spliced from 10 exons. The record is from RefSeq and is a predicted model, not a curated record. Lineage: Eukaryota; Metazoa; Arthropoda; Insecta; Diptera; Drosophilidae.